AUGUCUAGUUCAGUAUUUAUUGAAAGUUGUACCAAAGCCUUCAAGGGCGGUAUAGAAUCAGAAAAUGAAGUUGAGAUAUCAGGUUCUCCUGAUUCGAAUUUGGUAGUGGUAUAUGGAAAAAAUGGAGUCAACUUUGACAAACGUGGCAUAGAAAAUCUAAUUGAGGAGAAAACUUUAUCAUCAAUAAGUGUUAUCAGAUUAAGUUCUCCCACACCUAGUAUGUUGGAUGAAGAAGAAGAGGCCGAGAAAGCAGAUGAACUUUUACGUAGACAUGCUGAAAGAUUAUCCGACGAUGAAUCAAGUAGAAGUAGCAAUAAUGGCUCAUGUGUUGAGGGUGCAGAAUAUUCUGAAAGUGAUGAAGUUCCUACGUCCGAAGAUGAAAAAAGUGAUGCUGAUUCUGACAAUUCUGCAGAUAAUGUUAAAUUGGAAAAUCGCAAAAAGAAACAGAAAAUGAGGAGAAAAAAUCGCAACACUACAAAAAUACAAAAUAUGAAAAACAAAAAACAUAAGGAACGUCCUGAUAUUAUUGGUCUGACAGUGGAAGAGUUUUAUCCGGCAGUAUCUGCAAAAGAAGUAGUGAAAGAAGCUUUAAAACUAGCAGGGGUGUCAACAUUUAAGAAAACGGCUGAUUAUGAAUUCCAAAUGUUUGUCAUUAAGAACGAUCACUGUUACACUCCAUUUACUUCGCCUGCACAAAUGAAAGCCAAACUUGCUGAAAAAUACAAAGCAGAAAAGCUUGCAGGACGUAGAAUCAUUCCACACACCGCUGUGACUAUGAAGCAAAUACAAUUGAAAAAGAAAGUCAUCGAAGGGUUUCACGAUCAUUUGGAUCAAUCCACACACACCAAUAAAGAUCAACAACUGAAAAUAUUUACUAAGCCUGCGAAGUUAAAUAAACAAACCGAAAGAGAUGAAUUUGUAGAGGGCGAAGUCGACAUGCAUAGUUCCACAGCGGAAUCUGACUUUGAUGUACUUAGUGAUGAAUCUGGAGAUACCGAUAAUGAUCGUGAUAGUGAUUUGGACUUUAACGUUAACAACAGAAAAGGCCGAAAGAAGAAAGAUCUUGUUACGAAAGCAAAAAGACUGUCUGCUGGAAAAGUAUGUGUUAAGCGUAUUAUAGCACAGCAAGACGAUGAAGAUGAUCAACGUAAUAAAAAUCCACGACCGAUUACAAAUAAUGUUUUUAACCGCCCAAAUAAAACUGGAUUAAUUACCAAACCAGGAGGUUGUGCUCCAAUAGCAGUGCAGAAACUUCUUUCAGAUGCUGUUGCUGCUUUAGCACCUAUUCCAAAGAGAUCUGCUGCAGUACAAAUAGAUGAAAGGGAAAAAGUCGUAAAUGUGUCGAGUCGGCCGCAAACCAUACAAAGUACUAUACACAGAGGCCCUACAAUAGAGAUACAACAUGGUAUACAAAAAACUCCAAUGGCUCGUACACAUUUGCAAGGAUCUCCACAGUCUGUAAAAGAAAUCGUCAUCAAUAAGGUUAUGGCUAGUCCAAAAGGUGGAUUUACCGAAUUAGGUGAAUUGUUAUCUCAAACAGAGACCAAAUCUUCUAGAACGACACCUCUUACUCCAACUAAUAGCAAUAAGAGUCCUGGAUUAAGGCAAAAGAAUAUACCAUCACCUUCAAAAGGUUUUAUGCCGUUGGGAAUUGAAACUGCUGCCAAGAAUAAACUGCCCAUACAAAUUUCAAUUCAAACUCAUCAAAGCUCUUCUGAACUGGCAAAAAGUAGAAUUAUUAUGGAAUCACUGCCACUUGUUCAACAGAAUCAUACGCCAAGCAAUGAAUCUUCAACGCAAUGUACCGGAAAUGAACCAAGUUCUUCUGAAUUAGCGUCUGAGCAUUUUGAUCUCAUCGAUUCGAUUGUAAAGGACGAAAUGCAAAAGGAUUCCUUGAUGGAAGUGACCUCGAAAUCAAAUGAAAAUAUACCAAAACUUGUAAAAAUGUUAGAGAAUGCCGAACAAUCAUUGGAAUCAACUGCCACAAACCUCCAAAUUGACAACAAUCUACGUAAUUUCGGUACAACCUCAGAGGGGAAUGUAGACGAUAUUGACAUAUCUAACGCGCCACUUUUAGAAUCGUCUGAUGGCGUUGAAAUACCGGACGAUUUACUUCAGCAAGUUGUAGAUCUCAUUGAAGAUGAUGAAACUCUGCAAGAAGCAGUUGAAAAGCAAGUAUUUAGCGAAGAACAUAACGAUGAAUUUGCAUGUGCUGACUCUGCUGAAACAGUUAAUAUCGUGCCCACGACGACUGGACCACACCAGCUAACGACUACACAAGUAUCAGCAAGUUUGCAGGAACCGAAUCAAGCGAAAAGCAUUAUUGAAAUGGCCAUAUCAAACGUACCAUCAUCUUCGAUUGGAACAAGUAGUACUGGCGCUGACAUGCCUGUUUUCGUAACCAAAGUUGCAACCGCGAAGCCAAUGCCGUCACCAACGAUUCGUAAGGAACCAAUUAAAAUUGUACGUGGAAAUGGGCGUGUUAUCACGUUACCUCCAAUUGAAGCACCGACAACCCGUGCUAAGCGAAGAGCCCAAAACCAACCAGCAAAUUCAAGUACAAUAUUUAAUGAAUCUUCGCUGGAUAGUUCAUUGCAAUCGAAUUCGUCGUUUACUACAGUUGAACAGAUACCUUCGGGUACAGUUGAAAAGAAAACCGAGGCUGCAAGCAAAAGACGAGUUUCCAAAGAGUCGGCAACUGGCGGAACAAAUGCGAGCAAAGCCAAAAAAACUGUAGUUGCAACGAAGAAAAGUACUACGGCUAAAAAUGUUGCCAGUAAAUCUGGAGCAGAGGAAGAUGCAUCGGCUUCUCAAGAGGAUGAUGACGAUCCCAAUAGGCUUUGGUGUAUAUGUCGACAACCACAUAAUAACAGGUUUAUGAUUUGCUGUGAUGUCUGUGAAGACUGGUUUCAUGGUACGUGUGUCAGUAUCACAAAAGCGAUGGGAAUAGAAAUGGAACAGAAAGGCAUUGAUUGGACUUGUCCGAAAUGUGUGAAGCUUCAAGAGGAAAAGAAACAAAGAAAAAUUACUGACAUGCUUAUUCCAAGAAAGAUUAUUUCGGAGGCCACAAUUCAAAAACCCGAACAUGAGCAAAUCGGAACCAAAGCAGCAUCUGCCAAUAAUUUAGAUUCGACCGUUACAAAUUCAUCUUUUGAAAGCUUUUUGGACACAACACAAACGACUUAUAUCAGCACGAAAUUGCAGGUUGGAGAUGUAACACCAACAAAAACAACAUCAAAAAAGGUAACAAAACCAAAUGUAAGCGCGAUGAAAAAAAAGCCAACGACUUUGAACGUAAAACCAAAGGAGGUCAAUACCCCUGCUUCACAAACAAAACGCCGACUUCCAGUUUCACAGCAGGCGAUGAAACAUCAAGCGGAAUCCACAAAAUCUUCCUCAGUAGCACAGUCUUCAACUAGCGCCCAACAAGCAUUCAAAGAUCUUCAAAAGCCUAUACAAGCAGAAGCAAUUUCAACUGAGCCACAAACUUUUUGCAUUGUCUGCAAGAAAGUUGCACGAUCGAAUUCCAUAUACUGCAGUGAUGAUUGCAUCCGAAAACAUGCCCAGAAUGCCCUUAAUAUGUUUGCAGCCGUUUCAUCAGCCAAAUCCCCCGAGCCGACUGUAUCUUCCAACAUAAAUGAAGAUGCUGCCCUGAAAAAGAAGAAGGCGAAAGGUCUCUUUGAGGAUAUCCUCUCCAUGGCAGACAGGAAGCCGAAAAUCGAAAGGGUGCAUGUGAUUGAACGAAAAAGUGGUCGUAUCCUAACUGGAAGCAAUGCGCCUACAACGCAUAAUCUGAAGAAAUGGCUUCAAGACAACCAAACAUUUGAGGUGGUGCAACCGGGAAGCAUUCAAGCACAAGAAAUUGAAAAAAAACAGAGGCACCGUCAAACGCAAUCACUAUCCCCAAUAGUUAUUACCAACGUAGGCAAACAUAUCACAUAUCAACCUGCAAGUACACAUACACAUAAUAUUCAAAUAAGUCAGUCCCCGCAUGGUAGCAAUACAGUCGUGGUUAAAUCAUCCACGCCGCAAAGAGACGCAGAGUUAAAUGUACAUGUGCUAAAGCCCGUAAAGCAAUUGAUUGAGCAAGUCGUAAAAGCCGCACCAAAUAGUCCCAGACCUGGUACGCCCAAACAAUUACAAAAGUAUCCUCAACAGGUUUCUCUUAAACCCGAUAAAGCGACACGUGGCGAUGCAAAAGAGGAAGCAAAAGAUCGAAAGGAAAAACCAAAACAGCGGUCGUUAGCUGAAACCGUCACCAAGAGGCAGUCCGACAAUGCUCCAUCUGGGAGCACUAAUUCUGAGCCUAUCCGUUUAAAUGUGCGUCGUACUCUAAAGGAACAGUUGCUGCUGCGAAUGAAUGAAACGGGAUCCGAAAAUGAGAAUUGUAACGGCACGUUGCCAAAAUUAAGUAUAGAGCAGAUAGAGAAAUUUGUCCAUGAAACUGAAGCUGAAAUGUACGAUUACUUUAGUCGAGACACCGGCGCACGUUACAGAGCAAAAUAUCGAUCACUGAUGUUCAACAUUAAGGAUAGAAAGAAUCGAACACUUUUCGCUAAGAUUUGUGCCAAUAAAAUUCAGCCCAAGCAAUUAGUCCGAAUGUCACCUGAAGAAUUAGCUAGCCAGGAAUUGGCGCAAUGGCGCGAGAAUGAAGCAAAGCAUCAGUUAGAAAUGAUAAAGAAAUCAGAACUUGACUUGCUUUCUUGUGCUAAAAAUUACGUUUUGAAAACCCAUAAGGGGGAGGAAGUAAUUGAGGGAAAACUGGAGGAUUGUGUUAAUUUAGACGCUAGCAUACCUGUUGAAGAUGUAGUGUCUGUAUUAAACAGCUCAAUUGUGAGCAGUAGCAGUGCAUCAGAUCUUGUUAAGGCAGAUCUGGACCCGAACUCGUUUAUUGAGCAUCAACAGAGCAAUGAGACCCAAGCAACAAAAAUUGGUAGCCACUUUGAUGAAGAAAAGCAAAAAAGUCACUCCAAAGAAAAGGAUAGAGAGCGCGAAGGCGAAAGGGAUCGAAAUCGAGAUCAUGGUCGUGAUCGUGAGCACACUCACGCUCGUGCGCGGUCACAUGAUAGUGACCAUAGUCGCGAAAGGAUACGAAAGAAUAAAGAUCGUCACAGGGAUAAGUCCAGAUCGCGGAAACGCAGUAGAAGUCAUUCUCGCAGUCGCAGCCACAGCAGAGAGAAGCGACACAAAAGUUAUCACAAAGAUGAAAAACGAGAGAGAGAAGAUCGUGAACGAGAAAAAGACAAAAACAAAGAAAAAGAGCGGGAACGAGAUCGUGAUGUUCGCCAACAAAGAGAUGAGUGCGAUAAUAAUUCACCUGUAACGGUGAACUCGAAUAAAAGCAAUACUAUAAGUAGCAGUAAAGACAAGAGUAGCUCCAAGAAGCCAAACACUCCGAAGUCGGUAGAAGUCUAUAGCUUAAUUGAUCAAAUACUAGAAUCAACAAAAACUGUGGAAGAGGCUGCAAACCUUAUAAGCGAUAAAGAAAAAUUUAAGGAGAAAGAAAGAGAGAAGGAGAAUCCCAAAAGAGAGGCAAUCAGACAAACCGCCACUCCUCCCUUGCCUACGUCAUCGGCAAUUAAGUUUGCAGCUGAACACAAACCAUCAACGUCAAACGCCCAUACAAACGAUGAUCAAGAACCAAGUAGCACCGUGACUAUAGCAACACCACCACAAGAUCCCUACACUCGUUAUACUGAUGCCGAUUCUCCAACAUUAAGUGGAAAUGUAUCCUCCACCGCACUUUGGAGCGGCAUCAUUAAUAUGGUCGACGUCGCCUCUUUCCAGAUUGUGCUGCAGUCAGUUAUAGGAAACUCUCUAAAUUUGGGCACUUUGCUACCCGAUGAAUUAGAUGUCGUUGGUCGUAUAGGACCUGAGACUGUAUGGGAAUAUAUUUCAAAAAUUAAAAGAAGUCCCAACAAGGAAAUCGUCAUUAUUCGUUUAAUUCCGGGUUCUGAGAUGGAAACUGCAGCUUAUAUUGUGCUAUUUCAAUAUCUUGAAAAUAGAAAUCGUUUAGGCGUGAUAAAUAGCGUGUCGCCGCAAAUAAAAGAUUUUUAUAUAUAUCCAUUAGGAGCAGGAAAGCCAAUGCCUCCAGUAUUAUUGCCAGCAGAAAAAGUGGAUUUUUAUGAAGAUCCUCACAGACCCGAUAUCCUAGUGGGUGUAGUAGUGAGAAUUAUUGGAAAACGGCACUCGGCACUACCAAACAUCGCUGCUUCGACAUCAACAUCAAAAUCACAUCGCCGUGGAGUCGACCCGGACACGUUUACCCCACCUGGCAGUCCAAAGAGAAAACGUCGCAUGCAUGCGUCAACGCCGAAAGUUGAUGAAAUCGACGUGGAUGCUAUAAUAAAAGCACCAAUCAUUACCAAAUCACAUAAAACUUCUCUACCGCCAUCCAAUAUCACAGAUGAUGAUGAUGAGCCGUACUCACCUGGUGGAAGUUCUGAUGAUGAUGCUCUCAUAGCAUCUAAAAUGCCUCGAAGAUCUGAUGAAGACGACUUGAAACGUAAAAUGGACGAACUGAAUCGACAAAUCGCAGCACAAGAAAAGGAAAUUGCGGGUUUACUCAAUGUGGAUUCAUCGUGUUUUGCUUCUACCUCGGCUACUAAGACUUCGGCAGUUUUAGCAAAUAUAUCGAUACCAUCAAAUCUUUCUCAAAUACUUGCCAGCAUAAAGAGCAAACCAGAUAACAAUCAAACACAUUUCGCAUUAACGUCGCAUUCAACGUUAAUUCAAAGUGCAAGAAAGAGCCAUAGUAGUAUGCUUGAUGAGGACGAAUACAAUCCUGAGUUAGUUACAUUUGACACAAACGCCAAGCUAACUGAAAAACCUUCAAGUCGUUUAGCUCAGUUAAGCGAAGCGGAACUUUUGAGUAUGGUUCCUGAUGGCAUGAUUGAUACUCCACCGACAAAAAAAUCUCAUUCAUCUGGCGCCGACACAAAAUCAUCGCAUUAUGAGGAGCCUCCGCCACCAGGUGUAUAAAUUUACGCCGCAUAAAAAUAUACAUUUUCUGUCGUGAUUAAUGCGAAUUUGCCUGUAAUUGUUUAUUAUAAAUUCUUAAACUAUUUGCACUAGUUUAUACAACAAUUUUACCGGACUGGUGAGUUUUGUGAAUUUAAGAAAUUUGUACUAUUCAAAAUUUCUCAUUAUUAAGCACACAAAAAUCGGAAACAACUAUUUGCUAGGCAAAAGUAAUACAAAUUCGAUGCGAAGAAAGUAGGAGAAAUAGGACCUUAGGUCUUUAGUUUUCCAUACAGGGUUAUAGUAUAUUUACUUUCUCAGAUUGUAGUUCGCGUGAGGGUCAUAUUUAAUGGAAUAGGUUACUAGCUAUUUAGUAACACAAAGUCAAAAUUUAGGCAUUUCACAGGUCGGUGUACAGUGGGGAACAUAUAUUUUUUAUAUAAUAUGUUCUUACAUUUGCUCUAAUUCUAAUAUUCACUUAUAUUGUAUUAUAGAAAAGCCUGCUUGUAAAAUAAAAGUAAAUGCAGAAGCUAAAAAUA
This is a messenger RNA of Bactrocera latifrons, 7499 nucleotides long. RefSeq lists its product as uncharacterized. Lineage: Eukaryota; Metazoa; Arthropoda; Insecta; Diptera; Tephritidae. Bases 1 to 6981 code for a protein of 2326 amino acids. The transcript has 13 exons. Gene Ontology annotation, biological process: DNA-templated transcription. Gene Ontology annotation, molecular function: protein binding. The record is from RefSeq and is a predicted model, not a curated record. Gene Ontology annotation, cellular component: nucleus.